UUGAUCACUCUUGUUUGGCUCCCUCAGAGUUGAAACCUAGAGAGGCAUUUCGUGCUGAUGACCGGGCGUUUCCGAUCUUGUCAGUGUAGGAAGUGCGAUAAAAGAUGGCUGCAACACUGAGACCAUACCUUAAUGCUGUUAGGUCAACAUUGACUGCUGCUAUGUGCCUAGAAAACUUCUCUUCACAAGUUGUUGAAAGACAUAACAAACCAGAAGUAGAAGUCAGGAGUAGUAAAGAAUUAUUGUUGACACCAGUAUCAGUGAGCAGGAAUGAAAGAGAAAAAGUUCUAAUAGAAGGUUCUAUCAACUCACUCAGAAUAAGCAUCGCCAUCAAACAGGCCGAUGAAAUCGAGAAGAUCCUUUGUCACAAAUUUACCCGUUUCAUGAUGCUCAGAGCAGAUAACUUCUUUAUUCUUAGAAGAAAACCUGUCGAGGGAUAUGAUAUCAGCUUCCUCAUCACAAACUUCCACACAGAGCAGAUGUUGAAACACAAGCUUGUUGACUUCAUCAUCCAGUUCAUGGAAGACAUUGAUAAGGAGAUCAGUGAAAUGAAGCUCAGUGUCAAUGCUCGUGCUAGGAUUGUUGCAGAGGAGUUCCUCAAAAAGUUUUGAGGAAUAGUACAUCUUAGUUCUUCAUCAUGUCUUUUAUACACCAAACCAUUCAGAGUCUGGCUCCCCUUGCUGUACAAUACAUUCCUUGAACAAGGAGAAACUUUUUUACACCUUGUACUCUGACUUUAAUACUCUACCAAAAAAGCACCAAAAUUUAGAUGAUGCUUCAUUUCUGUUUAUUUUUUAAAAUGAAGUUCAGCAUUGCUAUUUUUAGGUUCUUAUUCUAUGUCUUUAUUCAUUCUCUAUCUCCUAUUUCAUCUCUUCAUUUUCUCAUUGGCCAUUUGUUAGGUUACCAAAUUUAAUGCACAGCUUAUCUGUCAGUUACUUUGAUAGGGGUGAUUCUAUUCUGUGAUUGUUACACUCAAUUAUUUCUUGGUUGACUUUCCCUAAUUCACCCAGUUCAAUAUUCUACUUAUGAAAUGCCUUUUAAUUCAUCCUGCACCUCCCAAAGUCAAAUUUUCUCCAAAUAAUGUGUUUGUGACCUUUCAAUGAGUAAUGUAUUUGUCAGCAUUCUUGAUUUUGAAAUAUCAUUUAUAUUAUCAGGCAAAUGGAAUCAUUAGUAUUCUAGUGCUUAAUAACAGAAAGGUUUGCAUUAAAUUUGAUGACAUUAUGAGAAUGGCCAUUUAAUGAUCACUCAUCUUAUGUUGUCUCUUCACUUAUCCAUUCAUCUACUCAGUUCUUCACUUCUUCCUAUAUCUCUUUCUCUUUGAGUUAGAAAUUGAUGAUUGCCUUCCAUUGGCUUAGGGUAAAGAAGGACGAUCUCUGUAUGAUGAUUAACAUGUGUCUUAUAUUGAUCUUCAGUUAUGGUAUGCCAUACAAGAAACAACAAAAGGGGGCCUGCUAUUAAGGUGAUAUAAUCGUACUAGACUAUCCUUUAUCAUUGUAGAAAAUGUACAUUUCCGUUGUACUGUAUCUUUAAACAUAGCAUUAUGAAUACUACAAUGAGGUGAAAGAAUUAAUGAAUUGAAGAUUUAUUUAUAUAGACUAUCGAUUUGAAUGCCCAUACUAAUGCUUUUGUUUGUUAUUGUGUUAAUUUGUUGUCCGAUCAUGGUGCAUUGGAAAAGUUUACUGUAAAUCAUGCUAUCAUUUUGUUUUGCAUAUGGAAGAUGGUCAUCUACAUGUAGAUAACAAAUACAUUAGUAAUAAGGUAAUCUUAGUUUCAAUAUGAAGAACCUAUAUGUAAAAUGCUCUAUAGCUUUCAUUUUGUAAGGAAUAGUUAGGACCAUCCACCCAUUUUGCAAUACUCCCCAAUAUAUCCAAGGUCCAAGUUUUUAAUUCCAUAUACAUUUAUAAUUGCUAAGAUACCACUAUUUUUCAUAAGAUUUUGCCAGUUUUACUCAUGUGCAAAGAUUUUUUUCUUUUCAAAUUCUUUAUGAACUCAGAUGACAAUGUAAGAAUCAAAGCAUGCACAUCCUCUUAUUGUAGCCAAUAUCCCUCAUUGUGAAGAAAUUAAUUCUUGUUAAGUUGCUCUAAAUUAAUCUUGUAGUCCCGUGAGAUUAUUUCUCACACCUUUUUGAGAUGUGUUGACCAAUUGCCUCAGCGGGUUCAUAGUGGCUGAUGUAUUCCAAUGAUGAAAAAUUGGAGAAUAAUUCAUGAAUGAAUGUUUAGAGUCUCUCAAUUUAUCUCAAUGAAUGAAGAUAUCUAAAGGAAUUAUUAUAAACUAAGUAAGCAUAAAUUAA
Messenger RNA from Lytechinus variegatus (green sea urchin), 2290 nucleotides. RefSeq names its product actin-related protein 2/3 complex subunit 4. Gene Ontology annotation, molecular function: actin filament binding. Gene Ontology annotation, cellular component: Arp2/3 protein complex; actin cytoskeleton. The coding region runs from base 105 to 611 and encodes 168 amino acids. Gene Ontology annotation, biological process: actin filament polymerization; Arp2/3 complex-mediated actin nucleation. The record is from RefSeq and is a predicted model, not a curated record. NCBI's taxonomy places the organism in Eukaryota, Metazoa, Echinodermata, Echinoidea, Temnopleuroida, Toxopneustidae. The transcript has 6 exons.